AUGCGCAUCGCAUGUCAUCAAGCUGCAGCUUGCCUCGUCUCGGACUUUGGAAUCUUCUUCCGCUGUUCAGAUGCCGAUGCAGCAAGGCUCAGCAGAAAUCCAUCCAUCAUGUCGAAACAUAGCUUCAUGGACACCAUCCUCAAUCGGCCCUCUCAGAGGUACACCGAGCCUCAGCAGGCAAAACCUUCCAGAAACGCUCGCUACCAGACCCCUCACGACCUACCCAAUGCGCCCAACAAGCCCGAUUCCAUCCUCGCCGGCACCAUGUUCACCGGUGCAGGUCCCGGCGCGCUUAAUCAAUCCAAUGGCAACAACUACAGCCGCGCACCCUCCGUCAUGUCCGGGAAAAGCAACACCAGUCGAUUCAGCAUCUUUCGCAAGAAGAACCGCGCACCUUCCGUCUCUGGCGGCAGCGUCUACUACGACGGUGCAAGUAGUGUAGCCCCGACAGAUAUAACCUCCACCGCUCGAAAAGGUCGAUGGUGGGAGUCCGGCACGCGCAACACGUACACUUCUCGACCACCCAGCAUCGCAGGUAGCGUCUUUUCCGAGCCCGAAGCCUCUGGUCCACCAGGUUUUCCGCGCAUCUCCGACUCCAUGCACGCCAGCGCACCUGCUCGUGGUGCACGUAGCGACUACGGAGGCGGUAGCUCCAACAGGAAGCGCUAUUCAUCCCAACCUGGCGUGCCUGUCACUUACCAGCCAGCCAGCAAGGCGUCCAUGUCAUCCAUGAAACGCCAGUCCGGCGUCACGCCUCUGGGUCAACAGGCGCCCAACCUCAUGCGCCAGGCUUCCUCCGCCUCCUUAGUCCGAUCUCAAAGCAAUGCCACAUCCAACACCGACCUCAAUCGUCCCGUCAGUCCAGCUGCUUCAAUGGGUCGCCGGCAGAGCCAGACUCGACUUGCGCCCAGCGCCUCCUCCGACUGGAACUCCUUCGUCAAGUCCAUGUCGGGAACAGAGGUCGCAAAAACGUGGGAACAGAUGCCUACUUUGGCUCCCAAACCGCCUCGUACUUCAGAGAAGCGUAGCAGCGUCGUCGCAAACCGUAUCAGAAAGGAGCUCGAACAGGAUGCGCAGUAUCAGCAGGUGCAGCGCGACCCAGGCGUCGUUCAGCAAGACCUGCUUGCUCGUGCUGCCUCUCAAGUCAUCGGCGCCAUGCCGCCUACUCCGGCGUCGCCGCCCUCUGAGGCUCACACAGCUCCGUUGCGCCUUCAGCCUGGUCAAGUCGUGAUGCCCAUCUCGCCUGUCGCGUCCAACUCCUCCCUCAAUGUGGCUCAUUAUCCCUCCUCCAUGGCAUUGCAGGCUUCCACUGCGGUCAACGGCGCAGGCAGUCAGGCUUCUGUCAACGUUCCGCAAAACGUGGCCACGGUGACUGUGGCCCAGUCCCCGCAGCCGCCGCAACAAUACGUGCACCCACAAGCGGUCGCUCACCCGUCCAAUGGUGCAGUCCCAUCCGACCCUUCGCACCAGUCCACCGGUGCCGCACCACCACUUGCGAAACCUCAGCAAGCCAUGCCGGCUUCGAUUCCGACACACCGCGCAUCAGCGUCGCCUCCCUUGCAACAGCAAGCGGCACCCAUUCCAACGCAAACGUAUGCUCCAGUUGCAGUGCCAGCACCUCGCGUCGUGGCUCAAGCACCCACCUCCCCGCCCAGCGUCGCAGCGGUGCUUCCUCCGGCCGCAGAUGGAGCCGUUCCACAGGUCCCUGUGCCGUCGGUCCAACCUUCCGCCCCCGCCGCUACACCAACCACCACCGCCCAGUACCUCGCUGAUCGCGUCAACGAGCAAGAGUCUGCAGGCGAGCAAGCUGAUUCUCGGGAGGUCUCAUCGGAUGAGUCCGAGGACUCCGACGACACGUCUUCAGAAGAGGGUCUCGUCGGCGGCGGUCAACCCACUCUGGACGUUGUUGCAGAGGAGGACGAGGAACUCUCCAGCGUAGGCGGUCACCAAUAUCAUCACGAGAUGCGUUCGCGCCAGUCCGCCAAAGGCAAGGGCCUCAGCCGCAAUUACGGCGAUUAUGAAGCUCGUUUGCACAGCCGACAUGCUUCCGCCACAAGCCAGCAAGAGGAUGUUCGCGAGGGCGAAUUGCCUGUGGCUCCUUCCGGCGUCAGCAUACAAGUGACUGACGCGCGUGAUCUUCCCAUAUCGGCCACCGCCUCGGAGAAGACAGAAAACCCGACCGUCCAUGAGGCGCCUGCUGUCGCGCCGGCAUUGGCGAUGGGUCCACCGCAAUUAGGUGCAACUGACAGACCCAAACUUGUCUCCCGCGCAUCCGAGAUGAGCGAUUAUCAGUCUGCCGCAAGUGACUCAGGCACCGCCACCAAGCAAGAUCGAGAUCAAGACGACGAAGAUGAAGGCGAUGCGGAUGCCGCGGCAUCACUCGCCAGAGCAAAGAUCGGAACCAAGACCUCGAGGGAAAGCAUGUCGACGGACGCAGCUUCCAUCGCACCAUCGCAACGCCAAAGCGUCCGCACAACUCGAUCCUCCAUGCCACCAACAGCCCAGCGGCGUCUUAGUGAGCUCAGCCUCGGAGCGUCCUUUGCCGCCAGCGGCAUCCUUCGACGACCCGAAUCCACUCGCAGACGUACCGGCGGCUCGGAUUCGGGCGCGGACCUCUCCGAUGACGACGCCGAUCUCAGAGCAGAAGCUCUCGCCGAGCAGGAUCGCCUUCGCAAGAUGAACGUCGGCGAAGACUUCUUUGGGCCUUCCCUCUCCACUAUCCUAGACAAGUUUGGUGGCUCCACCUCGAUGGACUCGAGUGUCAGCAAAGUCGAAAGUCGGCACGAGAGGCCUUCCGUCCCUGCAACAUCGGCAUCAGAAAUCCAUGCCGAAGCGCAGCAGGUGAUCAACGAGGUGCGACAGAACCGCGCCGAUGCCACAUCGGAAGGAAAGAAACGUAACAGCACCGACACUGCCGGCAUGGCACCUAGCGUUGCGGCCGUUUGGUUGCUGAAUCAGGCGCAAAGCACCAACGAUUCGUCUCCGGCCCGUGCCAUGUCGGACGAGGCUGGCGACGAGACCAUCACAUCUUCCAUCUUACGUGCUUCGGCUGCCAAUAAUGUUGCAUCUCCUCCCGUCACAGACAGCCCGGAGCGACCCAAGGUGUCGGUGUUGAAUCGACCGCGACCAACGCCAAAGAGGCCGCGUGAGAUGGGCGGUGUGUCUAUCGCUGAAGGCAGACUCGAGUCGGAACCUCCGCUGGAGCCUGUCACAGUUGAAGACACCCGAAGCACCUUACCUAUCUCCGUCUCACAGACGAGCAUGCAGAGCGUGGACGUCAGCACCGGAUCAGUAAACAGCGAUUCAGCAACGCCCACGAAAGCAUCGACACCCAUCGCCAGCAAGGACACACCUUCUCCCUCCAAAUCUGCUCUGAAACCGAAAUCUUCUCGCUCCCUCGCCGAUACGCUCUUCACGCUCUCUUUCCGUUCGCCAUCUAAGGAUAAGAAAGAGAAGAAAGAUAAGAAGAAGAAGGAGAAAGAAGAGAAGAAGGAAAGAAAGGAAAAAGGCAAGCACAGCCGCAAGGUGUCCGUCGACUCUAUCGGUUCCGCCUCCAUCCAGAGCGAGCGCUCGUCGACUGUCGGUUCCGACUCGGCUAUGUCAUCGCCAUCUGCAAAGGUCCUUGGCAAGCAGCGCAUAGCUGACAACGCCAACACAUCAACUGCUCCACCAGCAGCGAUCACUACUCAGCAGCAGAACGGAAUGGUACCCUCGGAGACCGUCAACACUUUUGCCACACCUCCUCAGAGCAUGGCAAACUUGCAAGGGAUGGCUGGUGCGGCCACCUCUCCUGAAAAGUUCCACACCGCCCAUGACCUCAAGGCGUUGGCCGACACGUCCAUCCCAGUGUACCCUACCGAGACGGUGCAAGCACCACUGAUGCCGAACGGUGCGGCGACUGCCGAUGCGCGUCCAGAACAUCAGCGACAACUGUCCCAGCAGAUCAAUUCGAUGGAUGGCUUUGGCUCGUUCGCCUUGCCACAGCUCGAUCAGCGCAAGGCCACUGCUAUGCCAGCUGUCAACGGUACCACCAAGAAGGAGGAGGCUGUCGAGCCUUCUGCCCCUGCGGAUGCGUCACCCGCGCCUUCCCUGUCACAGAACGCUAGCGUCAAUGGCGUCGGAAACGGGAGCAGCUCUGUGCCAACCUUGUCCCAAGCAAGCAUUGCAAGCACUGCCCUGACAUCCCCGGACUCUGAAGCUGCGCCCCAAGCAAUAGCGGCAGAGAGGGAGAUGCCGCAACCAGCUUUGGCUGUCGCGUCCUCUUCACCUCUUGAAGCGUCUGAGAAGAAGCUUCCGAUGCCUCCUCCGCCUCAGCCUGAGGAAGUCAUGGCUCGCACCAUUGAGGACCAGACUCCGACUGGCAAGCCGAUAGCUGCGCCUGGUGUGGGCAUCAACCUCAUUCCUCCCACGCCACCAGCCUUGGAGUCGCGCGACUCGUUCACUUCAUCGCAAGUGCCUGGCACGCCGACCAUCGAGGAAUACGACGAGUACAUUACUCCUCAGCGCCCUUCGCUCAUGUCUAGGUCGUCGAGUCAGCGCACAGCGGUCCGUGCCGACUCGAAGCCCGACGGUGCCAGCGAGGGCUUAUCGCGAUCCAGAUCCAUGGCGCCGGCAAGGAAAGGAAUGUGGACGGAGUACAAGGGCAAAGGUCUCAGUCUGCCACCAGGUUUGGUGGCAACCACGAUCGAUUCCUCAGCCUUGCGUCGUAUGAGCACUCAGGACAAGAAGGCUCCUUCUCAGCCCGUCGCUGCAGCCGCAAGCAGUGCAGCUACGCCCGCUUUGCCAGCUGCGCCUGCCCUCGCUCAGAACGUCGUCACCGCACCGCUGCCUUUGCUGGACUCUCCGGCUCGUCCGGCUCGAUCAACUCCGUCGCCGAGUCCCAAGUCGAGGCGUUCGAGCGGCUCUUUGGGUGGCUCGCCACAAAGAUCUUCACCCGUCCACACGUCCCCGUCCAUGAAUAGGAUCAUGGCGGAUGCUCCCCCCGUGCCUCAGAUCCCUGCCGGUUAUCAAGCACCGGGGUCCGUCUCGAGCUCCCCAUCGCGGCCUUAUGCUUAUAGCGGUGCCACCUCGGAGCACGACUGGGACAGCCGCUCCGCCUCGCCUGCACCUAGUGCCGUGCCUAGUCAGUCUGGUCGUUCCGUCGGCUCGCACGUGUCCUCAAGCGUCCACUCUGCCUCGUAUCGCAGCAGUCCUCGACCCGAGUUCACCUAUGUCAAUCAUCACGAGCUCUCACCCUACGCCAAAAAGAUGCGAUCAUUGUCUCCCAGCCCAGCCAUGCCGACGCUUUCUCAGACCGGCAAUCGACACUCGCUCAUGUCGGCGAUCAACGAAUGGGAAAGUCAGGUCCCCGAGCCGGAAGCACCAGUCGUCGGUCUUUCGCCCUACCCGUCACGACCAGUGUCACCUUCACCGUCGCCGUAUCCAACGCUGCCCGCAUCGACCGUGUCGCGAUCCAGCUCGGUGAUCAGCUCUGUCAGCUCGCCAGCGGUGGUUCGCAAUGCGCCUCUGGGAGCUUCAACGAACCAGUACCUGUCGCCGCCGAUCGCUCGUUCGCGGAUGUCAGCGGACGAGUUGUCGACGGUGAGCGAGUCGGCGAUCGAAUCUCUCAACGCUGGCUCGGUGGUUGGGCGUCCCUCUGGACCGCCGUCGGCGAGCAGCUCGUCUCCGUCAGCUUCGCAGUCGGCACUCAGCCUGUCGAGCACGGUGCAGACGUCGAUGCCGACAGUUCCGACGAGCUACCGACCCAACAAGGACCCGAAACGCUUCUCGACCAAUGCGGACGAUCUGCUCAACAGCCGCACCACCAUGCAGACUGUUGCGGUCACAAGCGGUGCUUUUGCGACGCGCAGCAAGUCGGUGAGGCGCAAGAAGAGCGUCGAUUUGAACGGCAACGAGGUACCUGAGCAUCUGCAGGACGACUUGGCACAGACUACACUUUCGGUCACGGCUCACACUCCUCCACCACGCAAGAUCGGCUCGCACCAAGUGCUUGUGCAAGUCAUCGCCGUCGCUAUCGACGAGAUGGACAAGCUUCUUCUGCGGGAAAAGGUUCGAGCCGAGAACGCGUUCGGGUUCGUACCAGGACGAUCUUUCUGCGGACGAAUCGUGGAAUGCGGUUACGAGGUGAAGAAGAUGCGCAAGGGCGAUGUGGUGUUUGGAUUGCAAGACAGUCGCAAGUCGGGGGCGCUGGCGGAGUUCAUGGUAGUGGAUCACAACCGAAUCUGUCACGCACCCAGCGACUGUUUGACGACGGAACAGAUCGCAGCCCUACCCUCGGCGGGAGUCAUGGCUCAUCAGCUGAUUCAGAACCAUUGCAGUCAGCUGCAGCGCGGGGCUAGGGUCUUGAUCCUCAACGCGCACGAUGGUAUCGGACUGUUGACGAUGCAAGAAUCGGUCGGGUUGGGAUUGGUGAUCGUUGCACAGUGUCCACCGAGCAUCUCGGAUGGUGUCGCAGUGUGUCAGGCGAAUGGAGCGCACGAGGUGGUCAUCGGUGAACCGCUGUGGGCGAUCAACUCGCUGCACGAAUCAUCCUUCGAUCUCAUCGUCGACACCGUCGGCGGCAGAAAGAUCUACGAUGCCAGCAGAAGAAUCCUGGGAACCGACGGUCAGUUCUGCACAUGUUUCGGCGACGAACAUGGUACCACCAACCCGAACCUCCGCUCGCACCUCAGGAGUCUCAGGCGCGCCUUCUUCAAGAAGGACAAGAAGAACAUCGGCUACGAAUGGGUCGGCGUAGACACGGCGGAGGACUGCAAGGAGGCGCUGGAGGCGGUGAAGAGGGCCGCUGAGGGUGGCAACAUCUGUCCGAGGUUGCGGAGUGUCCUGCCGUUCGCGGAUGCGGGGAGGGCGUUUGAUGGCGAGAGGAGGAAUGGGGAUGAUGAGCCGGGAGCGAUUGUGGUUAGGGUGUCGUGA
Molecule: messenger RNA, 6912 nt
Organism: Pseudozyma hubeiensis SY62
Lineage: Eukaryota; Fungi; Basidiomycota; Ustilaginomycetes; Ustilaginales; Ustilaginaceae
Exons: 2
Coding region: 1-6912 (2303 amino acids)
Cellular component (GO): mitochondrion
Molecular function (GO): oxidoreductase activity
Source: RefSeq, a predicted model, not a curated record